GAUUUGCUUGCUCUGAUUGACUGUGAACGACCAAGUUUGUCUCUGUAGCUCUAGCGGAAGAGUCGAAGAUUUUGUCUGAUCCGAUACAAGCACGGGCGAGAAAGAAUAUCUCGCACUCAUGGUGCAAAGCGCGAAAAAUUCAGAACUCCCCAAGCACCAAGUUUCAGAAACGACUGAUCCUGCUACUCGGGAAGAGUCUUUUUCGACGAGCACAAAGGGUGCUGCUGGAGAUUCCCUCCAUGAACAGUCUCUUGAUAGUCUAAAGGCUCCGUCGGAAAAAAUUGUAGCGGAUGACGUUACUGAGGACGAACAAGACGACGGAGACAACGCAAGUUUACACUCACCAACGCCGCCAGAACUGUUAAUGCUGGAUGAUAUGGAGGGCGACGUCGAAGAUGAAGAUUCACUUAUGGACCCAGAGGAUUCCUUGCCAUUAAUGUAUUAUACGCGCUUGCUCGAGCAACUGCCCCGACAGUCGGUGCCACAGUCCGAAGACCAAAUGAGCACCGUUGCUCCGCUCGCGACCGACUGCACGUGUUCGGCAAUGGGAAAAGUGAUCUUGUCGUCGGAGACGACCUUGGCAGUCCCAGAUGUUUCCAACGAAACGCUCCCCCGAACUGAGAGUUCCAGUAGUCCCAACGAGUCCCGCAAUGUUCCAGUUUCUGCAGACUUGUGGCAAGCUCAACCGAUUUAUUUGACCGCCCUCGGAUUUCAAGACGGCAGUGUCUAUAUUGUGGACAGCCAGAAUGGGACCACCGUCGCGGGCCACGACCAGCUGUACCUUCACGAAAUCACUGCAUCUUCAACAAACAUUAUGUCUGGUACUGGAAGCCAUAAAAAAAGAGAUGCGGUAGUGGCACUCAGUUGGGAUUCGACUGGCACUGUCCUUUCUGCCAUUGAUGCGGUUGGGAUGUGUGCCGUAUGGGAAAUUCGAUAUCAAAUUCAAAUGCAGUCCAGCGUGAUCCCUCCCACCAUAUCAACUGCCACAGCUACGCCAGCCACACGCGAAACAUCUUCCAACAUGUUUCGUACUCUCAUGUCCGCCUGGACAGGAGGAAAUGAAGCCAGAAACACGUCCGAAGCUCCAAGCAUUCUAGGAAGUGUUCCCACGUUAACCGUCGCUUCUAUUCAGGCCCACCGCGUGAGCUAUCCCAAGUCGUUUGGCGUGCCGACCCAGCUCGCAUUAGACCCGUCGUACAAACGCCGCCGCGAAAAAGGUCUCCUAGUUGGCUUUACCGAUGGACGUCUCGUAUUGACUAAACGUGGAUUCGUUUUCCAACGUCGUAGUGAUUCCGUCUUAUAUCAAGGGACCGAUGGACCCGUGCAGGCUUUGACUUGGCGGGCAAACGUAGUAGCUUGGGCCGACAAUUCCGGCGUCCGUUUACUGGAUGCGGAAUCGUGGAGCCGGAUUGCCCACGUAGAUCGGCCGGCCGGAGCUAGACCGACGUUGUAUCCAACCUUGUGCGAUUUACAACCCACAAUAGUGUGGGAAACUUCGCGACGACUGCUUGUUGCAUGGGGCGAUUGUCUCUUGACCUUGUUGGUGCGGGAAAGCAAAGUGACAUCACCUGUAUCCGCCAAUAGCACGGCUUCGGAUGGCAAUACCAAUAUUAAUACUAUGAGUGGGGCCCCAGCAGUUGUCAUUCGGCGAACGGUUGAAUGCACUAUGGCGUGGGCGUUGGAGUGUGUGGCGUGUGGCGUUGCGCCGCUGGAUGCCGAACAUGUGGUCGUUUUGGGGCUAGUACCGCCUCAAGAUUUUGAUGUUGUUUCCGAGACCACCCAAGCCAAUGCUCGUAAUGAAAUUGAACUUCAGAUCAUUUCACGCACAGACGGAGUUGUGGUAUACUCGGAUUUGCUUCCAUUAAUGCGCAAAUCAUCUAAAAACGGAUACCGACGAGCGAAACCAGCUGAAUCGGCGGCACCGUAUUGCUUACUAUCUAGCUUUGCGGUUCCCCGAAUGGAAAACACUUUUGAGUUUCAGAAUGACGAACCAGGCGAUGUGGGCAUUGACCAGCAAAUCAAUCCGUCGCUAUUUAGCGCACCGGAAAUCCCGCGAAAAAUCUUUCGGGAUUCUCAUUUAAGGUGGAAUCUCAGCAUGAUUGAAUUCGAGGAAGCCACUAACUAUAAGUCCACAGUCGGUACGCAAGGACGUGAGAAACAUUUGGUCAUCGACGAUGUUGCCCAUGACGCAACUAGCGUUGAUAGCGAUGAUUACGGUUGUGUAAUAGAGCCACUCUCCAAAAUGGAAGAAACAGAACAGCUGCUUGCUUCAGUUUCACCUCCAGUAAUGAUAGUUACGGCGGGAUCGGACGUUGUGUCGGUGCGGAUGCGAGACGUCGAUGAUGCGAUCUCAAGCGCAUUGUUAAUGAGAAAGGCAGGACUCGCUCUUCGGACAGGCUUGAAAUACAUUCGUCGACUUCAAAAAUACGAGAUUGAGGACCUUGUUGACGAAUACUUUGCUGCUGUUCUUCGAUUACCUCGGGAGCAGGGUUUGAUGUCUUCGUUUGUCAAUGAUGAAGAGAAAAAUAUGGCUCCUACCCGCCUGUCUCUUCGGAGAAUGAAGUUGGCAGCAGUUGCUAUGCCCGUUCUUUUCGGUGGGAACGUCCAGCUAUGGGAGCGAUGGACUGCCCAUCUAGAAAAGAUCCCUGGUGGUCUGUUUGCAAUUCGUGAGGCUAUCCCAGUGCGAGACCCCAAACUUUCCAAUGAAUUUUACACUAGGAUAUUGAAAACGAUGUUUCGUCACGCGCACGAGACGAUUAGCCGUAGUUGUACAUCAGCGAGAGAACGACUCGCCGGUGAAGCUGAAAAUCAUUUUCUGUGCGCACUUCUGUGCUGGGGAACGACAAACAUUCUCCGUGUGCACGUUGAUUUGUAUAGAUACCAACGCGAUUACAACUCAUCACCUUCGACAUCGACAAUGCUCCGCGCUGUCGAGAAAGGUCUGCGUGGGAGAAGAGAACAGACAGCAGCUUCUUACUUACUGCCUACUUUUCGAUCCGCUGAACAGCCGUCGGUCGAGGCUUUGAAUGAAAUUAGCGGUUCUGGGGAAGUAUCAGACUCUCUGUAUUCGGUCGAUGAAAUGCUGUCAUAUUUGCGGUCUGGCGACGCUCAGCGGUCCGAGUCUGUCGAUAUAAAAGUUUCAGAUAUGGCUGGCACAAUAGGUAUGACAGACAAGGUUUCAAGUAUUGCGCUUGAUGCUGUGGCCAAGCUCGAUAUGAUGAAAGGCCGAUUUGAUGAUGCUCUAAGAGCAUUGUUGGAGAUUGGGGUGACCAAUUCGCAUCUAACGUUGGAAGAUGUGGAAAGAAGUGCUCUGUCAGCCUUCUCCUCGUCGAAGAAGGCCUCCAAAAGCAAAGCGACAAACAAUCACGUAUUUGUUCUGUUGGUGAUUGAAAAAUAUCAUCUGCAUCAGUGUCUUCUCGAUCCAAAGUUUUUGAGAGAGGCUUUGUCUACUUCUCCUUUGUUUGCUUUGGUUCGACUUGUUGGUCUCGAGAGACUGGGUGAUUUUCUCAUUGAACAUUGUGUUGCCCCUCAAGGAGAGAAUACUCCCCAUUCGUUGUCUCAAGUGUAUACGCCACAUUCACAGUCAGAUAAGACAAAUGGGGAACGCCGUGGUACCUUACCGCUCGACCUUGUUGCCGAGCAGCUGGAGGCAAAUCAAAAGCUGCUUUACUGGUAUUUGCACCUCGUAUUCGUAAGCAGACCAGAGCUCUACGUAAACUUUCCAAAUACAGCAAACCCGCCUCGAAAUAUUGUCAACCUUCACAGAAAAGCUGUUUCGUUGUACAUAAAGUUUGCAGGAGCCAACAGAGACUCCGCAGCCCUGCUCGAGAGCACAGAAGCAUACCGAGCAAUUGAGACAACGACUCCUUUUCUGGCGUUUUUAAGGAGCAUCCUGAGCUUAGGUGGCGUGAGUGCUAUGGAAGUUGGAAAGCUGUUGGAGAUCGAACGGAAAGGCGGCGCUGGCAAUUCGAGUACUUUCGCAUUGGAAUUGGCCUUCAUUCUUGAACAUUUCGGUGGUGGCACCGAGGCUGAAGCUAGCUUGAUUCUCGACUUGCUUCUUCGAGGCGCUAAGUCGUUGAUGCUAGCGGUGGCUUAUGCUCAGCGCAAUGCUGACCACAAUUAUUUCUUGUGGGAGAUUUUGAUUGACUUCUGUCUUGGCAAAACACCGGAUGCUGGCUAUCAAUUAAAAAACAGAAACGAUGGGGCACUCUUUGGCUCCUUGCUCGAAGCAGCGGCUCUGUCUGGCGCGGAUUUAGCUACGUUGGUUACAAAAAUUCCGCCUAGAAUGUCAAUCGAAGGUCUUCGCCCUCGGCUGGUUGCAGCGGUCGCCGACUACCGUUUGAAGCUGUCAAUGCAUGAGUGCACAUCGUCUGUGGCAUUUUCUGAGAAAGCUUCGUUAAUGAAAGAAUCUGCCCAUCGCUCGAGGAGAGGAAUGCGAGGCGAAUGGGAAGGAACUGACAUCCAGCACCCUUGAAGCAGCAAACUAAGACUGUACAAAUAUGCGCACUGCCUGCUUCUCUAAGACCUAUUCACAGAAGCGAUCAUAGAUCUCGAACUCUGUCAGUGCCCAUUCGAUAAACUGUCGCUUUCUACCCCCCAAAGAAGAGGGCAAACGCAAGAUCAAUUACGAUUAUACUUAUUAAGCUAAGGGCAGCUUGACUAACUCUC
Molecule: messenger RNA, 4668 nt
Organism: Phaeodactylum tricornutum CCAP 1055/1
Lineage: Eukaryota; Bacillariophyta; Bacillariophyceae; Surirellales; Neidiaceae
Exons: 5
Coding region: 119-4474 (1451 amino acids)
Biological process (GO): protein targeting to vacuole; endosomal vesicle fusion; macroautophagy
Cellular component (GO): late endosome; HOPS complex
Molecular function (GO): protein binding
Source: RefSeq, a predicted model, not a curated record